GGAAGAAACUGAGGCCCUGGGAUUACACAGCCAGUAGAGAGAGGACAGAGCAUGGAGCUCCUGAAAAGGCAGUGGAUAAUUCUCCCCUACAGAGGAGCUAACUGUUGAACCCCUACUUUGAAGGAGAGUACGUGUUGCCAAAUCGAAGAAGAGAAACGCCCUGGCUGGAAAGCAGAGAGAACAGCAGUCGCAGGUUUGGCUCAGAAACUCCCGUGUCCCUCAGCGUCUCGCCGGCACCCUCUGCCGGCGUGAGGUGGCGCUGCCUGUCCGCAUCCUGUGGGAGCGUCCACAUCCUCGGUCGACAAAAGGAGCGUCGACACUCUCGGACCUUGGAAAGUGACGGCCCAAAGGCCAGGGAGGAGCCGGGACCUCGCCCUGAGCUAGCGGGAGCUUGCGCAUCAUCUGCGGCCGGGUCCCGAUGAGCCUCCUGUUGCCUCCGCUGGCGCUGCUGCUGCUUCUCGCGGCGCUUGUGGCCCCAGCCACAGCCGCCACUGCCUACCGGCCGGACUGGAACCGUCUGAGCGGCCUAACCCGAGCCCGGGUAGAGACCUGUGGGGGAUGACAGCUGAACCGCCUAAAGGAGGUGAAGGCUUUCGUCACCCAGGACAUUCCAUUCUAUCACAACCUGGUGAUGAAACACCUCCCUGGGGCCGACCCUGAGCUCGUGCUGCUGGGCCGCCGCUACGAGGAACUGGAGCGCAUCCCACUCAGUGAAAUGACCCGAGAAGAGAUCAACGCGCUGGUGCAGGAGCUCGGCUUCUACCGCAAGGCGGCGCCCGACGCGCAGGUGCCCCCCGAGUACGUGUGGGCGCCCGCGAGGCCCCCGGAGGAAACUUCGGACCACGCCGACCUGUAGGUCCGGGGGCGCGGGGGAGCUGGGACCACCCUGCCUGAGUCCUGGAGACAGAAUGAAGCGCUCAGCAUCCCGGGAAUACUUCUCUUGCUGAGAGCCGAUGCCCGUCCCCGGGCUAGCGGGGAUGGGGUUGGGGAAGUUCCCCCAACCUCGCUUUCUUCCCUCCCCAGCUCCACUAAAUUCCCUCCUGCCUUAACUGA
Molecule: messenger RNA, 1053 nt
Organism: Nomascus leucogenys (northern white-cheeked gibbon)
Lineage: Eukaryota; Metazoa; Chordata; Mammalia; Primates; Hylobatidae
Gene: SELENOM
Product: selenoprotein M
Exons: 7
Cellular component (GO): endoplasmic reticulum lumen
Molecular function (GO): oxidoreductase activity
Source: RefSeq, a predicted model, not a curated record